Molecule: messenger RNA, 3027 nt
Organism: Pseudovirgaria hyperparasitica
Lineage: Eukaryota; Fungi; Ascomycota; Dothideomycetes; Acrospermales; Acrospermaceae
Product: Ran-binding-domain-containing protein
Exons: 4
Coding region: 300-2675 (791 amino acids)
Cellular component (GO): cytoplasm; nucleus
Molecular function (GO): GTPase regulator activity
Source: RefSeq, a predicted model, not a curated record
GGUCCAUGGAUGGACUUGACAUUAAAUAUACACAGUAGACCGUUUAGUCCCCAUUACACCCCGUGUGUACACAACAUUGUCGCAUGCAUGAUCUUUUCACCCGACGUGGGCGCCUUCAGCUUUAUUCUUCGCAGAAGCUUGUUCGCCUCCAGCUCCAUGCCAUUUCAAAAGGAGUUCCGGCGCGAUUUGCAUUCCGUGCAUUGAAGACGCUUGCAAAACGCAGUAUAGCUUUGUUCCAUCUAAUCUUCCGCGUCCUGAGCGUACUCGGCCUCAUAUCAGUCCUCCAACAUACGCUCAAGAUGGAGGUUCUUCUUUCAAAGGUGACCCAGCAGGCUAUGAACUAUGCCAUCAGAACUGGCAUAACGAUAACGAGCGGGUUCGCCAUACAGCAAUGUGGUCGGCUGCUGAAGUCUGUCAAGAGCAGCAGCGAUAAGACAGAGCUGGUUAACCUUCAGAUGCGUCUGGAAAGCAAAAUCAGAAUUAUCUCUCCAUCCAUUGACAUGAUCGAGAUGAUGGCAGCUCGUGGCAACACGACUCUCGAAUCCGCAGUUACUUUGACGAAAGCUUUGCGUUGGGACAUUCAGACUCUCGGUGUCCGCCUAUCAAAAGCUGCUGCUGAUGAAGAAUUGGCACGGCAAGGUAGUUCUAGGGCGAAAUCUGCAGUACAAAGCCAAAUGGAGCUGAAAUCGAUCAUUGCGGAUAUCAAAAAUCUUCUUCAGCAUAUCGAAAGGUCAGUCCCUGACAUCAAUCUAGCAAUUGCAACCUCGGGAGUCAACUUCACAACGAGAAUGCCGGAUCAUAUCUCUCCUUCCAGGCUACUGCAAGCCAGUACCUUACUCACUUCAGGUGAUGCUCAGUACUCUGUCAAUCCCACCCGAGGCGCGCAGAUAUGUCCUGACUUCAUUGUCUCGAUGUGGAUGCUGUUUGCCGGACACGUGCCCCAGGAGCAACGUAGCAGAGAGUACACCUGGCAGGAGGUUUUACAUAAAGCCAGGUUGAAGAUACAACGCGUGCCUCUGGAUCAGGUGUAUGACUACCCAGGAGAACAGUGCUCACGCAAUGGUCGACGGCAUUCUGCCUCGUCCGCAACUGCGGGCAACAUGUCUGGCGACGGCAAAGCAUACGAAUAUGCUUAUCAACUCCUAAUAGUAGAAGACUAUGAUGACGGUCGUGUACACGACGACGAAGAACCCGCGGCUCCAUACGAGGGUGUCGAAAGGCCCGGUAUACGCGAGUUGAUUCCCGUACACGAGAUAUCCAAAAUAUUCUACGCUGACACAUCGAAAUUGCUCAAUAUUGGGACUGACAGCGAGACGAACAGUCCCGUCCUCCUACUUAAACGGGACAUCAACGCAAUUCCUCCGCGUCGAAUGAUGCAACGCCAGACACCUCCGGCAGACCAAUACGAAGAAUAUGCCACUUCAAGUCCCCCGCAAGACCUGCCAUCAACUCCACAAUACCCGGACGAGCAAUCAGAAAUCGAUGCCCAAUUGCACCGAGAAUCUCCCGCUCCCCAGACGCCUCAAAGUGAGACACUAUUAGGAGAAAGCCCAUCUGUUCAAUCGAAACGAAUACCUCCUAAUCUCGACCCGGAAUGGAUCGCCUUUGAAGUAUACACGGAAGACACGAUAGACUCAGAUUCCGACGGUGAUGCGGACGAAAGUGAAAUCCCGUCCUCACAGCCCGGGACUCCCGCGUCCCAGCACUCUUGGUCUCGUCGCUCAUCCGUCGAGCCGACUCUCAUGUCUGCUUUUUCUCGACUCAACUUCCGCAGUUCCCCGGCAUCAAAUCCGACGCCUCAAACGCCGUGCAAGGACUCUGUCGCCUCGCAAGUGAUCCUUUCACCUGACAAGCACACUUCCUACACUUCUCAAGAAUCAACCGUCAACCCCUUGCCUAUGCCCAUUAUUCGUACCUCGCUAUCGCUACUGGAGAUGCUCAUUCGCCUCACAUCAUUACAGCAAUUUCAGCAGACAUCUCAUCUUGCCAUUCCAGACGAGCUCCUCACCUUUUUCCUUUCCGAGUCGUCCACGGUCGGGGCUGGCGGCGAUACUGAUCUCCGGCAACGUGUUCGUCGUGAUGCCCGGCGUCGUGUUGGUUUCGAUCCAUACGAUGAGAGCCCCAUAAAGCGCCGUGGCGAGGCAUACCUCGCACAAGCACACGACGACAAGAAUUAUGACAAUCGACACUACGCCACCAGCGAAGACUACCCUGGUGAUGAUCGGUACUACGAUGGUGGCCGUGGUAUUCAUGAUGCAGACACGCGCUUCUCGCCGUCUCCGACGUCUUUGCCACGCGACAGCCCACGUUUACUUCAGAGUACUCCAUACCACGGACACUCGCCUUCCUCGCCCUCGCCUACCUACCACCAACAUUGGGGAUCGCAAUCGAGUCUGACCGCCGGCCGAAGAAGUGCUAUGGAUGGUCCGAUGUCUGGUCGUGAAUCUGGCAUGGCUACGCAGCAGCAUAAUCGUGCAGCACCCUCCCCAUUGCUUAGAAGAGCAACAGCCCCGAACGCGAAAGGAGGCAGCGGUACCGGCCAUAAAGGUGUGUCCUCAUUUGCAGUGGAUGCAUCAGCGCCGAGCAGCUCGCCAAGGGUGGAGCUGACGGAGGAAAGAAGACGAGAUAGCGGAUGGAGGGACCGCAGGCCGUCCACACCAGGAGAACGAGGAUGAAAAGGUCAGGAUGCUAAAGUUACACGAUCGUAUCUGUUCACCGGCGAACAUACACGACAUACGACAUCAGUUACUCGCUCACCUAGGGGUAGGGUUGCAGAUUUUGCGUUCCUAUUCAUCUUCAUCGCUUGAACUUAUAGAUUCCUGAUACCCCCUGCCUGACAGCAUCAUAGAUUUGCGAUAUGUUCCGAUCGCAAGCGUAGCACAAUUUCACGUUAUUGAAAGGGAUUGCAUGAUAAACAUCAUUCCGCGAUCGAAGUAAUAAACACUCCUGCGUGACUAAAUAGCCAUCAAUGCUAGUCCGACAAAUGGCUUGCUAUGAUGCAUCUAGCUAGAACCCUAAUUACCUUAC